AUGGAUGUUGACGACGCAAGUGCAGAUUCGCGAGACGCGAAGAGGCCAAGGGUAGUGGAGAGCGAGAGCGACGGCAGCAUCAGAGUCGCGGCUGUCAUCGACAACGGCAUGCAGCCCAAGAACAGCAUCGUCCGAGAGGUCGUGCCACCUCACCUAUCUCGGGAGAUGUGGUCUCAUCGUCCAACUUCUCAUCACAUCACCAACACCUCGGAGUCCACCACGUCGACUGGAACCUGCCGCCUGCUCGCUCUCCCCGCAGAGCUGCGAGAGUUGAUAUGGCUCCAUACCGUUACGGAGUGGACGCCGGCGCCAGAAGACAAGCACGACAAGCACACCUCACCACAGCGUAGGAGCAGGAUCCUCGAAAAGAGGCCGAUCCGCAUGGACCGGUUCAACAGGCCACUACCACCAGCCAUCACGAGAGUGUCUCACCAACUUCAAGCAGAGACGCUAGCUCUGUACUACCAAGAAAACAUCUUCGAGUGCUGGAGACCUCUUUUCUGGAUGUACGAUUGGUCGGUGAGCACACUCAUCGACUGGCUCAACUCGCUAAGCCUGUGCGAAAUCAAAUGGCUCCGCCACAUCGUCCUACUGUACAAGCACAACGACGAACUCGAACAUGACGUUGCAGCCGCUCUCUUCGAGCAAGGGUACGAGCUCAACGAAUGCACCAUCACUAGCAAGUUGGAGCUUAGUGAGUAUGAGCAGUGCUUCGAGCAGCUAGGCCUGCCAAGACACUUUGGCAAGAAGAAGCGCAAUGAUCGUUGGGGCGCCGCCCAACCCAGUACUUCGUGA
This is a messenger RNA of Zasmidium cellare ATCC 36951, 795 nucleotides long. RefSeq lists its product as uncharacterized. The transcript has a single exon. NCBI's taxonomy places the organism in Eukaryota, Fungi, Ascomycota, Dothideomycetes, Mycosphaerellales, Mycosphaerellaceae. Bases 1 to 795 code for a protein of 264 amino acids. The record is from RefSeq and is a predicted model, not a curated record.